AUGAUUGUGCACAAAUUUCUUUCUCCCUCUAUAUCUCACUUUUCUUUCUUUCUUUCUUUCUUUCUUUCUUUAUUAACUUUCUUCCCUUUCCAAAAUUUCUUUCUUUACUUUUCAAGCUUUCUUUUCUUCUUUCUUUAUUUCUUUUUUUUCUUUCUUCCUUUGUUUCUUUCUUUCUUUGUUUCAACUUCUCUUUCUAAACUUUCUUUCUAUCUUUCUUUCCUUCCUCGAACUUCACUUUGGAAUCUUUGUACUUUACUUAUCCAACGUUCUCUCUUUCAUUCUUUCUUUCUUUCUUUCUCUCUUUCCAAUUUUUCCUUCUUUCUUUUCUUUCUUUGUUUAUUUUCUUUUUUCUUUCUUUCUUUCUGUUUCCCUUUGCAAGCUUUCUUUCCUUCUUUCUUUUUCUACUUCAUUUUCUUCUUUCCUUCUUUCUUUCUUUCUUUUUGCUUCUCUUUCGAAACUUUAUUUUUCCUUCCUUUUAUCUUACCUUUCAGUCCUUCUUUCUAUUUCAUUUUCUUUCUUUCUUUCUUUCUUUCUUUCUUUCUUUCUUCACGCUUUCAUACUUCUUUCUUUCUUUUUUCUUUUUUCAAUUCUUUUCUUUCUUCAAUUUUCUGUAUUUAUUUCCUUAUUUCUUUAUCACCAGUUUAUUUGAAGCUUUUCGUUUCUUUCUUUCUUUUUUUCUUUCUUUCUUCUUCUCUUUCCAAACUUUCUUUUCUUCUUUUUAUCUUAACUUUCCGUUCUUCUUUCUUUAUUUCUUUCUUUCUUUCUUUCUUUCCAAACUUUAUUUUUUCGUUCCUUUUAUCUUAUCUUUCAGUCCUUCUUUCCACUUCAUUUUCUCUUUCUUUCUUUCUUUCUUUCUUUCUUUCUUUCUUUCUUUCUUUCUUUCCAAGUUUUCUUUUUUUUCUUACUUUUAUCUUACCUUUCAGUCCUUCUUUCUACUUCAUUUUCUAA
This is a messenger RNA of Acanthosepion pharaonis, 948 nucleotides long. NCBI's taxonomy places the organism in Eukaryota, Metazoa, Mollusca, Cephalopoda, Sepiida, Sepiidae. The record is from the annotation of a GenBank genome assembly.